AUGUUCCAUAUGGGUGAUCUGUUCCAUAUGGGUGGCGGACCCUCUUUGCAGGCAAUCAAGGCUCGUGGAAUUCUCCAUUCACAAAUUGACAUAGGGGCUGCCGCUCUUGCGCAUAAUGUUGUUUUUGAUUGCGGGACUAUUACAAAGCUAGUCGCACAUUUACAUGGACUGCGCACGGGAGAAGCAAGCAAACCAGAGAAUGAGUUGGAAGCGAUGUCCCAAAUGAUCUGCAAAUACUCGACGUUCGUCAAUCGCCCAGCUAGUAACCAAGUUGUGAUUUUGACGGGCACUACUGGUUCAUUGGGUGUAUACAUCUUGUCUCGACUGUUGGAGCUAUCCUCGAUAAAGAAGGUCGUCUGCCUUGUGCGCGCAGCUUGCGAGCGCAGUGCUCUGGAUCGAGUUCUGUCGAGUUUAUCCUCGAGGUCUUUACCUAUUGUCAACGCCUACAAGAUAGCUGCAUUCCCUUCGAACCUUGGUAGUGAAGAUCUAGGUCUUCCAUCGACUGCAAUUGACGAACUUCGUGGCUCGUUGACACAUGUGAUCCACGCAGCCUGGGCUGUAAACUUUACUCUUGGCGUGUGCAGCUAUGAGAAACAGCAUAUUAAAGGUGUUCAGAACCUUAUAAAUCUGUGUCUUUCCAGCAAGAGCUCUACUCCCGCCGAGUUUUACUUCUGUUCUUCCAUAUCUGCCGCGGCCGGCACUCCUCUUCCGGCUUAUGUCGCCGAAGGUCCUAUACCGGAGCUCGCCCAUGCUCAGAAUAUGGGAUAUGCUCAAUCCAAGCUUGUAGCGGAGAAUAUCAUUCACGCAGCUGCUCGGAAUACUGGAAUGGUUGCAAAAGUUUUGAGAGUGGGCCAGAUUGUCGGAGACACUGUCGCUGGGCGUUGGAACCCAACGGAAGCGAUUCCCCUCAUGCUACAAACCGCCAAGACGCUGGGAGCACUGCCAGCUCUUGAUGAGACACCGUCAUGGCUUCCAGUCGACGUGGUAGCGAAUGCCGUCUUAGAGCUCAGUGGUGUCAUUCCAAAUACCAAGGCCAAGUGCUUUGCUCAUGACCCUGAUGUAGUCUACCAUGUUCAGAAUUCUAGAAAUUUUCGAUGGACAGAAGACCUUCUGCCUGCUUUGCAAAAUUCUGGAUUGAAAUUUGAGAUUCUUCCCAAGAGAGCGUGGGUCCAGCGACUACGAGAAUCUGAGCAGGACCCUCAGAAAAACCCAACAAUAAAGUUGCUUGACUUUUUUGCGGAGAAGUAUGAUAACGAUGCCCCUGGUCGUUCCGGGCUGUCAUUCGCUAUGGAGAAGACGGAGUUGUGUAGCCCCUCACUCAAUGGUGGUGUUGACUUGAUUGAUAGUGGCUUGGUCAAGAAAUUUGUUAAAGCAUGGGCGCCACAGUGGUGA
This is a messenger RNA of Penicillium angulare, 1392 nucleotides long. RefSeq lists its product as uncharacterized. The transcript is spliced from 3 exons. Bases 1 to 1392 code for a protein of 463 amino acids. The record is from RefSeq and is a predicted model, not a curated record. Lineage: Eukaryota; Fungi; Ascomycota; Eurotiomycetes; Eurotiales; Aspergillaceae.